Dipodomys ordii (Ord's kangaroo rat) is the source of this 466-nucleotide messenger RNA. RefSeq names its product actin, alpha skeletal muscle-like. The record is from RefSeq and is a predicted model, not a curated record. The transcript has 2 exons. The annotation marks the transcript as partial. NCBI's taxonomy places the organism in Eukaryota, Metazoa, Chordata, Mammalia, Rodentia, Heteromyidae.
UAACCCGACACCAUGUGCGACGAAGACGAGACCACCGCCCUCGUGUGCGACAACGGCUCCGGCCUGGUGAAGGCGGGCUUCGCGGGCGACGACGCGCCCCGCGCCGUGUUCCCGUCCAUCGUGGGCCGGCCGCGGCACCAGGGCGUCAUGGUGGGCAUGGGGCAGAAGGACUCCUACGUGGGCGACGAGGCCCAGAGCAAGAGGGGCAUCCUGACACUGAAGUACCCGAUCGAGCACGGCAUCAUCACCAACUGGGACGACAUGGAGAAGAUCUGGCACCACACCUUCUACAACGAGCUGCGAGUGGCGCCUGAGGAGCACCCGACGCUGCUCACCGAGGCCCCGCUGAACCCCAAGGCCAACCGCGAGAAGAUGACCCAGAUCAUGUUCGAGACCUUCAACGUGCCCGCCAUGUACGUGGCCAUCCAGGCCGUGCUGUCGCUGUACGCCUCGGGCCGCACCACAG